UUUAGUUGCUUUGGAAAUUCCAUUAUACUUUUCACGUUAACGGUCGUUGAACACAGAAGAUCAUCUCGAGAAGAGACUCGUUGAUGGGAUCCAAACCAGGCAUUCAUAUUAAAGACCAUUCUACAGAGCACCUUCCAUUCUUAAAUUUAGAUAUUUUCUGACUGAUUUUCGGUUACAAUAUCCAUUAUUAAAACCUUGGUAAGUAAUGGGAGAAAAUGAAAAUGGAAUUGAGAAUGACAUGCUACAGUCUAUUUUGACAGAAAACAAAAUACUGAAAGGUAAACUACGAGGAUUUAAAACACUUGAUAAGAUGUUCAAAGAUGUCAAAGAAAGAAACGUUGUCCUUGAAAGUGAAAUUUCCCAACUGAAAGAAAAACACAUAGUGAAAACUCCUGCUGUAGAAGACAAAGAAGAUGAUGAUACUUUCGAAUAUGUUCCAAAAGCAAGUGAGCUCAAAGAAAAGGUUCCUCAUGGAACCGAGUACAAGCUUCCUACACCUAAAAUUUCUAUGCUUGAAAACAUGUCCAUUGCAGAUGAACUGAGAUCUAUCUUGGAUCAACGAGAUAUGACUUUCCCAGAUAAUACAAAGCUUGGAGAAGAGCUGAAAAAAUUAGCUAAUUCUAUCUCGGAAAUAGAAGAGAAAAGACAGCGUGAUCAGGAAGUCUUAAAGGUUUUGACAAAGGAACUAAAAAAAUGCAGAUCUGAGAAUGAAAUAUUCAGGAGAGAAAAUGAAAAUUUUCAGAAGCAAUUUCUUCCGCUUAAAGCAGGUGCAGCAGAAAAAGAAAAAUAUGUCUUUGUGGAGAAUGACCCUCUUGAAAAUACUUCUGAUGAAUGGAAGAACAUGUAUUUUACUGCUAAAAAGAAAUAUGACCAGGACAUAACGGAUCUUCGGAAACAUCUGGAAAUAAAAAGCAGAGAAAGUAGCCAGCUUGUAGCUCAGUUAGCUAAUGAAAAACAACACAACUUGGAAAUUGCAGAAUUGGUUAAGGAAUUGUCUAGUAAGUUAGAACAUGGUAAAGCUGAAGGAGAAGAUGACAUGAUAAGUCAACAGAUGCAAAUCUUUCAAGACGAUUUUAAAGUGGAACAUGAAGAACGUAUGAAAGCUCAAGCUGCUAAACUGGAGUUGGAGAAAAAGUUCGAUGCUCUUCAGAAGGAAUUUCAGGAAAAAAAUAGUUUGAUUGCAAGCAAUGAGAAAAAGCUGAAAUAUUACACGGAGAAAUGCGACAUUCUUACAAAAGAGAAAAUGUUGAUUAAAAAUGAGCUGGAUCUUGCUCAACAAAAUCUGAAAAGGGCCUCUGAAUUCAUAACCAACUUGUCUGUUCCCCAGAGAAAGUCAUCAGAAGCAGAAAGACACAUGAGACGUCUUGAGAGGAUUUCUGCAAUGACCAAUGACAAUGAUGAUACCAUGUCUGAUAUAUCUAACUGGAAAUGUCCAACUUGUACUUUGGAAAACAAACCUUGGUCCUACAAUUGUGUUAUCUGUAAAGGCCGUAAACCUGAUUCUCUUCAGUUUCCAUCAAAUAUGGACUUUGAUUUAGAGGUUGAUGGUCCUCCUUCCUUCAAUGCUUUCGAUUCAGCUGUGGACUCAAAAUGACAAUAAAAGAUUUUUGGCAAUGAAGGGGAAAGAAAUGUUGGCAGCAAUGAUCACUAAAGUUUGUUAUAUAACAUCUAGCCAGUGAGUAAAAAUAUCUGCUUCUAAAUGAGACAAGAUAAAUAGUCAUUGCCAAAAAUCAACUUCGUCAGAUUAUGUGGAAUGAAAUUAUCAGUUGAAUGACAAUUGUCAUUCAGCUGGUAAAUUGCCAUUCAAAUCAAAAGCAAUUCAAGAAAUGUGUGGAAGCUUCAGUCUGAAAAAACAUCAUGUCAUCACCAAUUUACUCAUGAAAUCUGCAAAUUUACUGGGAUGCUCAAAUUUCUGGCUGCAACUGUGUUUGUAAGAAAUCCUUAUACAAGAGGCAUAUUCAGUAACCAUUGCCAUGUACUAACAAACAACUUUGACUUACCCUAUAACAUCUAAAGUGGAGAUUUGUAUCUGUAAUUCCAUAUAUAUAUUUAUAUUUCUUAAAAAGUGUAAUGACUAUUGCUACAAUGAACAGUGAACUGUAUUAGGAGAUUUACAAUGUUUUGGUUGAUGUUGACUGUAUUAAACUCAAAUUAUGCAUGAUAUUUUACAUGCUUCUUGAACUAAUAGGAAAAUAAGCAAAAUGUGCUGGAUUUGAUCUCGUCUAUUUCUGUUACAAAGUCUAACUUUGUUAUAAAACUCAGAACCCAAUCUAAAACUGACUAGACUUUAUUUUGGUGGGUUUGAACAAUGCUAAAUAUGAUUAUGUGUAUGAUUUGUUUGUUGAAGUAUUUUUAUUAAUGAUUAAUUGUCUCACUCAAGACUAUUUCAGCUGAUUGUUUAGUUUAUAAUUAUGUGUAAUUCAAAAAAAUUUUUUUGUCUAACUAAAGUACAAGUUGUAGAAUUUUUCGUGUGGUAGUGUCUGCUGAAAUGUUGAUACCAACAUCAAAACUACAAAAGUUUGUAGGUAAUAUGGACAUAUUGAAGGAGGGCAGCACCAGCAGCUCUGAACAUUUAUCUUGAUCAAAUUCCAUGCUUCUUUCCAGUGACGUUAGUUUCAUUUGCUGCUUUUAGAUUUGGUUGAGUAUGGCAGCUUUAGAUGAGCUUAAAAACAUGAGUGGCUAUUGAUUCCAUUGAUUGAGAAAAAAUAUCAUAGAAAGAUAAUUUCCUUGGUAUAUUCCAGUUACUAGCCUAAUUUUGCUCGCUAUAAUAACAUCAGUUUUUGUUAACCAUAAUUAAUCAUGUAACAGACUGCAGUAUAACUUUUGCGUUGUUUUUGGAGCUAAGAUAGAAAAAUAUUUUUCUAUAGAAUUACUUCAGUUUUAUGCUCUGUAGUAGUGUUAUGUACUUUUCCUCACUAAUUAGUAAAUGAACACCAAUUACUAUACAUAAACCACUGAAUAAUUUAUUACUAAGUAUGUAUAGAAGCUAAUUGAGAAAGCAUGAAUAGUGAAAAAUAUUUACAUCCACACUAUAUUUCAAUCAGUUUGGUCCCUGAUCAUCAUAGAUCUUAUUCCUUGUUAUAUAGUAUGGGACUGUUUUUGAACUUGGAAUCUUUAUAUAUAUACUAAGAGAUAAUAACUUUCCUAUCCAACAGGGUACUGGUACUGCAUAGGAAUGUUAAAACACUUAGAAAUAAACGUCUCUGGUUAUAUUCCAAUCUAGUAUUAUAAUCUAAUCUACAUGAUAAGACAAAUUGUUAUUAUUUUUAUUAUAAAAUUUGAAACAAUUAUUAUUAUUUAAUCAUCAUUCAAUGUCGUUAUUGAAUGUCUAUCUCCCAUAGAACUUGACACAAUCCUCCAACAUGUUGAAUCCUGUUAAACCAUCCUUCCCAUGCUCACGUGGAAGAUGGUUGUUAAACGAUGAUGAUGAUUAUUAUUUAUUAUUUUGUCUAUAUUGGAUAGUAGAUCGACAGAAUCGUUGGAGCGUAUGACAAAAUUGUUUUGCAGUAUUUUGUGACAUUUCUUGACUUUCUGAGUUCAAAACCUUCCAAUAUCUACUUCACCUUUUAUCUUCUGAGAUAAAUAAUAGAAUGUACACUUUAAGCACUGAGGUUAAUAUAAUCAACUAACACUUUAUGUAUUUCAUGCUGAUAUUAAAGUUUCCCCUAUAAUAUCUUAAAUCUCCCAAGCAAAAUGUUUGAACUUGGGAUUGUUGUUUGUGAGACUGAGUCACAAUGAAAACAAUUUUGCUGUGAUGACACUGAAAUACAUGAAGCCAGAUUAGAGAUCAAAUCAAGUGAAACAUAGUGUAGAUGUAGGAAUUAAAAAAAAAUAAUCAUUUGUAGUCUAAAAAUGAAGUCAACAGUUAAAAGUUUAUUCUAAUAAUCAAUUAGAGAUAAUGAAGAGUAGGAACUUCCAUUUUUAUACAAGCACAAGUCUGUAUAUUUAGCAGAAACUUAAUCAGUUUACAUAUUUUUGUAUUCUGAUUUAUUUUAACCACCAAAUUCUCCAAAGAAUUUAUGGAAGCAUACAUAGAAGUAAACAAAUACAGCACAAUCAUCUCAUUUAUGCUUGAAUGAAACGUUUCCGUUUCUUAUCAGAAAGAUAAGGAUCACUAAAGAGAAUUGAAAAUUAUAUAAAAGCAGUUUGCAAUAUAUUAUUCUGAAAUGAAUUCUAUAGAAUUUUGAAAACUUUAUACCCUAUAUAGUUCACUGAAUAUCUUCAAACAGUUAUUAUAAUUCUCCAUGUACAGAGAACUAUAUUAGCAUUUAGUCAUACAUUAUAUGUCCAUGAAUAACUUAUAAUAAAAAAAAAAGCAUGAUAGUUUCAAACAAAA
Molecule: messenger RNA, 4336 nt
Organism: Octopus bimaculoides (California two-spot octopus)
Lineage: Eukaryota; Metazoa; Mollusca; Cephalopoda; Octopoda; Octopodidae
Source: RefSeq, a predicted model, not a curated record